CACGUUUCAAAGUGGAACCAAUGUGCUGGAGGGAGCCGCAAAAAUAGUAACACUACACACAGCGUUGCCCGUCGCUCUUUAAAGUAACUGGAAAACACAAACUAAAACUAAGAUGGGUGAGAUGUCUGCAGACGCCGUCACCCUGGAUCUGCUGAGAGAAGCCAGGGAGACGGUGAGAAGCAGCCCACUGGGUGUCAUCAACACUCCCAUGAUCCCCUGGUGCCAGACAACCCUGCCUCUCAACAUCCACUGCAACGUCCACGUCAAACUGGAGAACAUGCAGAGAACCGGGUCGUUCAAGAUCAGAGGAGUGGCUAAUCAGUUUGCCAGGAGACCAAAGGGUGGUCAUUUUGUUACCAUGUCCGCCGGCAACUAUGGGAAGUCUUUUGCGUACGCCUCAAAACACUACGGGUCAAAGGGCAAGGUGGUGAUGCCGGAAACUGCCCCAGUGUCCAGAUCCAUCCUCAUACAGAGUUUCGGGGUGGAGGUGGAGCGAGUUCCUACCUCCUGUCUAAUGAAUGUGGUGAACCGCUGCAUUCAGGAGGACAACAUGACCUUCCUGCACUCCUAUGAUGACCUGGAUCUGAUAGCAGGACAUGCCAGUAUGGGUAUGGAGAUACUGGAGGUCACGCCCAAGCCUGAUGUAGUGGUGGUGUGCUGCGGUGGAGGCGGCCUGCUGGCAGGUGUAGCUGCUGCCAUCAAACUGUCGGGUUGUAAUAAGACCAGAAUCUACGGUGUGGAACCAGAAGGAGCCUGCACCAUGUACAAGAGUUUCAUUGAGAAGAAGCCAGUGGGCAUGGACACAAAGAGCGUCGCCUCCGGACUUGCACCACCUUUUGCAGGCACACUGCCCUUUGAGUUGUGUCAACGUUACGUGGAGGGUAUCGUUCUUGUAAACGACGAGGAGAUCAAGGCAGCGGUGUCCACCCUCUACAAGUCCGGACUUGUGGUGGAGCCUUCAGGCUCCGCAGCAUUCGCCGCCGUUGUUAACAACAAGAUACCCCAGCUGGAGGGGAAGAACGUGGUGUGCAUCCUCAGUGGGGGCAACAUCGGAAAAGAUGAGCUCGCCAACUUCCCAGACUAAGAAAUAUACAUGGCCAUAAUGUGACUUUUCUUACACGUCAGUGCCCAAAUGACUUUUUCUUCAUGUAUUGUACAUGUAGUGUAACAUGCUGUGAAGAUGAAAAACCAUACAGGUUUUCUAGUUUGAAAGAAUAAAACCAUUCAAGGAGAAAAAAAAAACUAAUCUUUUAGACAAUCAGUACAUUUAAUAUUCUUGUUCUCUUACGCUGACAGGCUUUGACUGAAAUUUGGCGCAACUCUUG
Larimichthys crocea (large yellow croaker) is the source of this 1325-nucleotide messenger RNA. It is a transcript of the gene srr, whose product is annotated as serine racemase. The transcript is spliced from 7 exons. Gene Ontology annotation, molecular function: threonine deaminase activity; L-serine ammonia-lyase activity. Gene Ontology annotation, biological process: L-threonine catabolic process; L-serine catabolic process. Lineage: Eukaryota; Metazoa; Chordata; Actinopteri; Sciaenidae. The record is from RefSeq and is a predicted model, not a curated record. Bases 113 to 1084 code for a protein of 323 amino acids.